Protopterus annectens (West African lungfish) is the source of this 783-nucleotide messenger RNA. Its product is annotated as putative adhesion G protein-coupled receptor E4P. Gene Ontology annotation, cellular component: membrane. Lineage: Eukaryota; Metazoa; Chordata; Ceratodontiformes; Protopteridae. The transcript has 5 exons. Gene Ontology annotation, biological process: cell surface receptor signaling pathway; adenylate cyclase-activating G protein-coupled receptor signaling pathway. Bases 262 to 783 code for a protein of 173 amino acids. The record is from RefSeq and is a predicted model, not a curated record. Gene Ontology annotation, molecular function: G protein-coupled receptor activity.
UUUAAUCAGACUAAAGAAAAUGAAGUGAAAACAUCUAUCUGUGUUUUCUGGAAAACUGAUGACAAAAACAAAAGCUAUUGGUCUACAGACGGAUGUGAGCUUUCUAAACAAGGCAAUAACGAAACGCAAGUAACAUGUGAAUGUAACCAUUUAAGUUCUUUUGCUGUCCUGCUGGCACAUAUUGAUAUAGAUGACAAGCCACUAACCAUAAUUUCAUUCAUUGGACUUACCUUCUCAGUCAUCUGCUUGAUUCUUUCCAUCAUGACAUUUCGACUGUGCCAUUCUAUUCAAAAUGCAAGUACAACACUUCUCCUCAACCUUUGUAUCUGCCUGCUUAUAGCAGAUGGUAUUUUCCUUUUCGGCAUCUCCCAGACCAAAUAUAAGAUCCUCUGUAAAGUUAUCUCAGCUUUUCUGCACUAUUCCCUCUUGGCCUCCUUCUCUUGGAUGUGUUUGGGUGCAUUGCAGCUCCAUCUUAUGGUACAAAACCUUAAGGCAGUCAAAGCCUUCCGAACCCAUGUGAUUCGAAGGAGAUAUAUGUAUCCUGUAGGCUAUGGGAUACCGGCUAUAAUUGUUGUGAUUUCUGCAGCAGUAUUUCCUCAUGGAUAUGGAACAAACAGAGGAUGCUGGCUGAGUCUGGACAGAUACUUUCUAUGGAGUUUCAUAGGACCUGUAUGUUUUGUAAUCCUGGUGAACAUGAUUCUAUUUACCAUAACAAUUCACAUACUGAGAAAGAAAUUUUCAACACUCAACAAAGAUGUUUCAACCAUCAAGAAUACAAAGUAG